Messenger RNA from Erigeron canadensis, 573 nucleotides. RefSeq lists its product as uncharacterized. The transcript has a single exon. The record is from RefSeq and is a predicted model, not a curated record. The coding region runs from base 1 to 573 and encodes 190 amino acids. NCBI's taxonomy places the organism in Eukaryota, Viridiplantae, Streptophyta, Magnoliopsida, Asterales, Asteraceae.
AUGAAGGAAAGCGGGUGUAACGACCUUAAUAUCCAAGCCAAGGCGUGUGAUGAUUUUGAAAAACAAUAUAAGAAACCGUUCACCCAUUUUAAGGCAUGGAAUACUGUCAAGGAUCAACCAAAGUGGCAGGAACAACCUUUGGUUGGUCAACCUAUAGAAUCGUCCAAUUCGAGUAAAAAAGGGAAGUCAUCCGAGUCAACCACUCUAACACCGCGAAGUAAAGAGUUGGUGUUCGACGUUCCGUUGCCGUGUCUGAAUGAGGAUCCUGCUCCAUCAAGGAAAUCCAGGGGUAAGAAGGUGGGAAGUGAAGAUUCAAGUCGAAGUUCAGUGCGUAAUACGUUGUCUAGUUACACGGCCGAUAAGUCAAGUCUACUGAAGGAGCAAUUUGAGGUUCAAAAGAAAAAAGACGAAGAGUAUUUCAAGUUUCGUGAAGACGAGAACCUGAACCGGGAUAUGAAGUUCGUUAUGUAUCCACACGAUUAUAUACCGACCCGGCAUUUAAGAAAUUCAUCAUCAACAAAAAACGCGAGUUAUGCGCGAAAUACGGUUGGCCGUGUAGUUUGUAGGAUUUAA